AUGACGGCCACCCUCUACCACCGUCCCCGCUCGCGCUCGCCCCUGGAAGACGAGGAUCUGCUCUCCGAGAUCCUCCUCCGCCUCCCGCCGCAGCCGUCCUCCCUCCCCCGCGCAUCCGCCGUCUGCAAGCGCUGGCGCCGCCUCGUCUCCGACAGCGGCUUCCUCCGGCGCUACCGCCAACACCACCGCCGCAGCCCUCCGCUCCUCGGUUUCUUCCGCAGCGACUAUCCGGGCAUCUCCUACACGCCUGCCAUGGAGGCCCCCGACCGUGUCCCCGCCAGUCGCUUCUCCUUGCAUCUCAAUGACAGGUACAUUAUCCUCAGCUGCCGCCAUGGCCUCGUGCUCAUCUCCCACUCGUCGCGGAACCAGGUCCUGGUAUGGGACCCCGUCACCGGCGACCAGCACCGCGUUGCUGCUCCCCUAGGGAUCGACAUGACCACUACCCCGAUGGACGGGCAGGUGCUUCGCGCUGCCGCCGACGCCCAACACUUCCAGGUGGUAUUGGUAAACUACAAGAAGAAAUAUGCACGAGCAAUCGCCGCCAUUUACUCGUCGGAGACCGGUGUAUGGAGUAAUCUCAUCCAAACACCGGUUCCACGUGAGGCCAUGGAAUAUGAAUCCAUGCCCCCUGUGCUGGUCGGGGAUUCUCUUUACAUCUUGCUCCCUGGGGAUAGUACAAGUGUAAUUCUCGAGGUUGAUUUGGAUAGCCAGAGCCUAGCUGUGUCAGGUCUGCCAAUGGAUACCUUUGCCAAAGAUCAAUUCUUGAUGGUUAUGCGAGCAGAGGGUGGCGGGCUGGGCGUACUCUCCCUGACAGGAUUCGCCGCCGAGUUAUGGAAGAGGAAUACUAACUGUGAUGGUGUUGCUUCAUGGGUGCUGGGACGAACUUUUGAACUGGAUAAGCUACUUCCCUUGAAUUCAGAGAAUAUAAGGCACACAGCGAUGGUAGCUUAUGCUGAGGAAAACAAUGUGGCUUUCUUGCGGACAUUUGACAGUAUCUUCAUGGUCCAGCUUGAGUCAUUGCAGUUCAGUAAACUUCCUGAAAACAGUAAUUGUGAUAUCUGUUAUCCAUUAGAAAGUGUCUAUGCUGCAGAAACAAGCAUUGGUGGUGGACAUGAUGGAGCUGAUCAAAAUAUGCUGAAUCAAUGAUAUACUGGAUGAGCAGGAAAGCUUAUCAUCUGAAUGUAUCUAGAGUUACAAUCUGGUGGCUGAGAUGCAGAAGGGGCUUGCUGCGACCCGCGAGGAAAAUCCACCCUCUAUGUAGGAAGCACUAGUCAGACCUGAAGUGGGCUUAUAGGAAUUAAUCGCUUAUUUUGAUCAACCUGGCUUGUUAUCUACUUUCUGUAGUCAAUUGACCAACUGGCAUGAAUACAUAACAGGCUUGCUACAAGUAAUUAGUAUGUA
Triticum dicoccoides is the source of this 1401-nucleotide messenger RNA. RefSeq names its product F-box/kelch-repeat protein At3g61590-like. The record is from RefSeq and is a predicted model, not a curated record. The coding region runs from base 1 to 1146 and encodes 381 amino acids. The transcript is spliced from 3 exons. Gene Ontology annotation, molecular function: protein binding. NCBI's taxonomy places the organism in Eukaryota, Viridiplantae, Streptophyta, Magnoliopsida, Poales, Poaceae.